AUGAAGAGGCCCCUCUGCCUCCCUGUCACCCUGCGAAACCCCUCCCUUUUGAGUUGGUUCAACAUCUCUCACCCUAACGCGUCUACGCCGAUUUUCAUUCCAUCUCAAGAGCAUCUCGCACUUGCCGCCACGAUUCUGGUUCAUCCCUCCACCACCGCGCGUCCAAAGACAACUGAAGAGCAGGAAGCGCCAAGCGUAUCUCUCCGUCUGCUGCGCCUGGUGAACAAUCAUGUCGGGCCCAUAAAUGGCAAGUUCAGCAAGGCUUUCAGAUUCAAGCACUUUGAGAGAUCUCGCCAUGGUGGAAGGCGCCAUGUAGACCGUGCUGCAGAAAAUUCGGUGACCAAUAACGAGAGGGAUCGGAACCUAGACAAGGACAUCAAUAUCGAUAUGGCACAGUCGGCCUCGGUCUGGUCGCGCGCGGAGGACUUUUGGCACGCCGUAGGAUGGGCUUUUAACUGCGCUGUUUUGCAUCCAGCGCGGUGGAAGUACUGGCGCAUCUGGCUGGAGUUUAUGUGCGAAGUCUUGGAGGCUGACUGGGAUGAACGCCAGCGAAGACAUGAAGAGGACCCCUCGCACGACGACCAGAUUUUGAAAGAUAGCAUGAUAAUCAACUACAUCAAUACUUCUACUGCCGGCUCCGGCCGCGACCGUCGGAUCCUGCGCGCCAUUUUCGCUGACGGUGGAACGUCAGCGGUCAAUGAAUUCCGUGAAGUCUUCCAUAGGGAGCUGAAGCUAUCACAGAAGAAGACCAACAAGGAGAAGGACACAAGGAAGAGAGGAGCAGCGGUGGACAUCGAGGCAGAAGAAUAUGGCGAUUUCUACCUCUCAACCGACCACGAGGACGAGGGCAGUUCCUCCGGUCACGGAUCAAAACGCCCACGCAGAGCCGCCAGGACCGGGAAGGAUGUUGGCACAGCCACUCUUGAUCGAGCUCCUAACUCCGCGACGCCAGACCCAACACUCGCAUCCUCGCUCCUCGGCGACAUUUCCUCACUCGCCCUCCGCCAACGCCUUUGCCACCUACUAUCCACAGUCUCCCAAUUCCUUCCAGCAAGCUUUAUGGACCUCUCAAACCUCUACCAGCUCUUCGUCGAAAAUAUCCGGCCUCUCCCCCUAGCAAUCUACCAGGCCUUUGUCUCCCCGCUUGCCCUUCCCAACUUCUCCCCCGCAGCGCAUUCAACCCUCUGUGAAUUUCUCCUGUACCGCCUUCGUGAGUCCUCCGCGCCCGACUCGAAGGAGGAAUACCUUAGUCAGGCUAAACUAGAAGAAUGCUUCCUCCCCUAUGCCGCCGCAACGGCGUCUCUCUCUGACAAUGCUAAGAUGUCCAUCACCCUCGAAGCUCUGCUAAUUUUGCUUGCGGAUAGCGAUAUGAUUGAAGUUACGGAUGAGACAAAGCGGUUGACCGAAUUGGGCAUCAUAAAACGCGCGGAGAAGGCUCAGCAGGAGACGAGGAAGAACCAAGCCGCUAAGAUGGUCGAUGACCAGGAAACGAGUUGGUUGGUCGAAAGUGCAGAGAGACUGACAUUUCUGGUUGAAGAUGUGAUUCCGUCUACCUGA
Molecule: messenger RNA, 1557 nt
Organism: Aspergillus nidulans FGSC A4
Lineage: Eukaryota; Fungi; Ascomycota; Eurotiomycetes; Eurotiales; Aspergillaceae
Exons: 2
Coding region: 1-1557 (518 amino acids)
Source: RefSeq, a predicted model, not a curated record